This is a messenger RNA of Acanthosepion pharaonis, 1368 nucleotides long. Lineage: Eukaryota; Metazoa; Mollusca; Cephalopoda; Sepiida; Sepiidae. The record is from the annotation of a GenBank genome assembly.
AUGGUCGGUCUGAAUGUGGAGACCAACUUCUCCCUCAUAGGCCAGGGAGCUCAGACAGACCUACCCAAACAGCCCCCCCCCAUUAUCAGCUAUCACUCCCCUAACUCACGUGUUGAGGACACCGAACCUCCUAAUGACCGGUACCCCACCAAUACCAGGGAUGCCUCCCAGUCCCAAUAUACCUCGGACCUUGUGAGGUACUUCACCUGGCAGGAACUCAUUACCACUGGACUGCCACCUUUUAACGAUAGACCUGAGGACUACAGAGUGUGGAAGCGGUCUUUCCAGAAUGCCAUCAGACACCUCGGCCUUGCAUACAGAGAGGAAAUGGACCUCCUCGUAAAACGGCUUGAUCUCCUCGACUUCGUCUCCCACAAUGGGAAACUGGCAGAGAGACGACUUUCUUCACUGAGACGUAGACUCGAUAAGAAACCAGAGAUGCAGAGACACUUCCUUUCAUUCAUGGAAGGACUAUUUGAGAAUGGUCAUGCUGAAGCGGCCCCUCCACUCAGAAAGGAAGAAGAAUGCUGGGUCUUCACCAGUUUUCGUAAAGAAAUCGUCGCCAUCACUGCAGACAUCAAACAGAUGUUCCACUGUUUCUCAGUGAAAGAGGAACACAGAAACUUCCUGAGAUUCCUCUGGUAUCGCGACAAUGACCCAACCAAAGGAAUUGCUGAAUACUCAAUGAAAGUUCACGUUUUCGUCAACAGUCCAUCUCCAGCCGUGGCUAUCUAUUGCCUCAGACAAGCAGUCAGAAAGGGCCAGCCUAACUACAAUCCGGCAGUCGAGGAGUUAGUCAACCAGAAUUUCUACAUCGAUGAUUGUCUGAAAUCACUCCCUACCAUCGAAGCUACAGUCUCCUUGCUCCAAAGAACACGAGAUAUCCUUGCCAGAUCCAACUUAAGGCUACACAAAAUAGCCUCCAACAAAGGAGUUAUGACCACAAUCCCACCCCAGGACCAUGCGAACAACCUUAUGAAUCUGGAUUUGAGCAAGGACGAACUACCAAUACAGCGCAGUCUUGGCCUGGAGUGGCACCUUAAGACCAACACCUUUACGUUCAAGCUGUGCAAGAGGAAAUCUAUACUGAAGAACUCAAGUAUAGCAAACAAAGAAGAGCUUCCAAAAGGCAGUACACUCAAGGGCCUCAAUCCGUUCAUUGAUAGUCACAGCUUACUGAGGAUCGGGGGCCAUGCCGGCAAAGCUGAGAUCGAGACCAGGAAGAAACACCCUAUCGUCAUCCCUGGAAAACACCAUAUUGGAUCAUUGGCCACUACCAUGGACAAACCAGACAUCAGGGACGCCUGUUCACUGAGGGAGCUAUCUGUGCUGCAGGAUUUUGGAUGGUUGGCAGGAAGAGGUGCGUGA